UGGGGGCGGUAAUUCAUUCAAACCAGAUUAUUGCAGCGUCCAGUCAAAAGUGAGAGAAACCGUAGAAGCAGAAGCGCUGGAGGUCGAAGCGAGCUGCUCCGCGAUGUCUGCAGUUUAUCCCACUGUCAUGCUGUGUUUGUACGGCUUCUUCUCCAGCCUGCGGCCGUCAGAACCUUUCCUCACCCCUUACCUGAUGGGUCCGGACAAGAACCUGACGGAGACCCAGGUUGUCAAUGAAAUCUAUCCCAUUUGGACAUAUUCCUACCUCGCCCUGUUGCUCCCGGUCUUCCUGGCUACAGACUACCUCUGCUACAAGCCGGUGUUGGUACUGCAGGCCUGCAGCCUAGUACUGACCUACGCCAUGCUCUGGAAGGCCCAGGGCAUGCUGGCCAUGCAACUGUUGGAGUUUUUCUUUGGGUUAGCCACAGCGUCAGAGGUGGCCUACUACUCCUACAUCUACAGCGUGGUGGAGCCAGAGCUCUACCAGAGGGUGACUGGUUACUGCCGCAGCGUCACUCUGUUCGGCUCGGCCUCCGGGUCACUCCUCGGUCAGCUCCUGCUGUCUUUGGCCAAAGCGGAGCUGGUGCACCUGGUUAUCAUUACGCUGGCGUCGGCCGCCAUGGCCUUCGCCGUCCCCUGGUUUCUCCCCAUGCCCAAGAGGAGUUUGUUUUUCCACAUGAGUCCAGGAGUAGUCGAGGAACCUGCUGCUGGCUGCAGUCCCAGCCCUGAUAAGGCAGAGGAUUCAGAAAGCAGAGCGCCCAUGAUGUCCAGGUCAUCUGAAGCAGCAGGUGGCAGCAGUGGGCUUGUGCGGGUGUUAAGGACGCUUUUUCAUGACUUCAUCCAGUGCUACAAAUGUCGCCCCCUGCUGGCAUGGUCGGUGUGGUGGGCCCUGGCCACAUGCGGCUACUUCCAGAUCAUCAGCUACGCUCAGGCACUGUGGGAGACAUUCUAUUCAUCCCAACACCAUGAAAUCUACAACGGCUACGUAGAGACCUUGUCCACGCUGCUUGGGGCUCUGGCUGCUCUGCUGGUGGGCUCCCUCCCAGUGGACUGGACCCACUGGGGAGAACUGCUCCUGUGGGUCCUCUCCCUCCUCAUGGCUGCGUGCGUUUUCAUCAUGACCCUGCUGAAGAACAUCUGGGUGAGCUACAGCUCCUAUGUCAUCUUCAGGACCAUCUACAUGCUUCUCAUCACCGUGGCAACGUACCAGAUAGCAGCCAGCCUCAGCAUGCAGAGAUACGCUCUGGUGUUUGGAGUCAACACGUUCGGAGCCCUGCUGCUCUGGACUCUGAUCACCGUGGUCGUGGUGGACUCAGCCGGACUCGGCCUUGAUGUUGUCACUCAGUUUUUCAUCUACGGAGGUUACUUCACAGUCAUCUCGGUGGUCUUCCUCUUGGCUGGCCUCUACAGAGUCUUCUCCUCCAGGCGGACCAUGCAGGAAGCCAAUGGAGAGUCCAGCCCUCCUCUAAAUGGUGCCGUGACACAGUAAACGAUUCACCUUAAAGCUUUGAAUCAUUUUCUGGGAACAAACUGAAUGGGAGCCUUUCAAAAUGUCAUCAUAUGCUGAAGUGGGCUGGACCUGAACUUCUUAUUUACCAAAGUAUUAAUGAUCCAAGUUUUCCUCUGAGCCGAGUAAUUCAGGUCUGAGUGGUGCAGACCUGAGAUUGAGUCACAGAAGUCAUUGGAUUUUUUUUCAAUAGAAAUAAAAGCAACUACAUUAAGUUUUUUUUAUAUAUUGCUCAAAUUUUUGGCCUUAACAGGAUGUAAUACAGUGGACUCCCACUUAUUACCGAUUCAGUAUUUGUAGAUUUUCAGUGGAAUGUAACACUGAAAAUAGUUUAAACACAUUUGGUGUUUAAACUAUGAAAAUACUGUUAGAAGUGUUUUUUUAGGACACUGAUUUUGCACUCUAUCUUUAUUGCUAAAUGCAAGAUGUUUAUGGAUGCCUUAAUGAAAAAAAAAGGAAAAUCAAACCUGUAAACAAACCAUUUUUCAACCACAGUGAUUAGAAUGCACAUUAAAAUGUGCUUAUAUCUCUCAUGAUUUAUUUAAUUCAAUAUUAUUGCUGAAAGCUUUAUAUUACAUUCCAUUUCCCUUCGUUUUCCAAAGCUUUUCCAAACUGUUCCAGCUUUCUGCCUCCUGGGGGCGCUAGUGCCUGGAACUGUUUAAAGUUGUUUAAUUUCCUGACCACUCAGGGAGUUUAUAAAACUGCUUAACUCAGCUGCAUUUGAUGACAUAAUGAACAGCAACCAAUAGUUAUUUAGAUUCUGCGGCUCUCAGCGGCAUUUCUAGCAGCUUUGUGACAUCUACUGUUACAGAUGGGAGAAUGAAUGCGUUGGCUAAAACAAGAUUCAGAUGACGUCUCUAAAACAUGCUUUAUUAGGAGCCAUUAUCACCUGAUGAGCUCAUAUCCAAACAGCUUUUAUCAAUGAUGGCAAUUUCUUCCUGUCUAUCAACUCAAAUGGUUCAUGGUUAAAAACAAAAUAUAUACUGUUUUCUGUGAUUCAUUCUUGUCACAUUAUCACAUUUAUCAUAUUUAUCAUAUUUAUAAAUAACUAAUAUGUUUACAUAUUUUUAUUUUUGAACUUUGACCCUGUUGAUGACGCACUGGUUUGUCAUAAACAUGGUUAAAGAAGAGAAAUGUACAAUUUCUCUUACUUGGGAGCAGUUCGCUAUUUAUAAAACAUUUUCACACAACUAUGUUUACAUUUUGUCUCAGCAGGUACAAUUUAACAAGAUGCACAAUUUAUUUAUUAUGUGGAAUACAUAAUAUUGAAUAUUUCACAUUUCUUUGGGAGUUUGGAUAUCUUUUAGUUACAGAAUGAUUGUCUCAGAUGCAGUCAGUGUGACUGCAGUCUAUUUCUCAACAAUAUAAAAAUUGUCGCCAUCGCUUAUCGAACAGGAGCAUCUCAGGAGUCUCAGUUCUAAAUGUUAAAAUUACUUGAAUUACAGCAUGUUGUAGAAAUGCAUCAUCAGAACCUUAUUUUAUUCCUUCCAUCCAUCCAUCCUUUCCUGACCCUACAUAGUACAGUUAUUGGGAGUAAAGUGUGCAUAAAAUGCACUGAGUAUAUUAUAGUUAUGGAUUAGAUUAGCAUAGACAUCAACUUUCCUAGGUUACAUUUAAUAUAUAAAAAGUAUUGUCUGAUACUGUUAUAUAUUUAUGUUUUAGAUAAAUUAAGGUUGGCAUAAAUAGACAGUGUUUUUGGGCUGCAAUAGAAACUAAAGUAACUACAGUACUAUACUAAGUGUUCUACUGUUGGUUACCAGCCAAAAUGACUUCAUGUUACUGUAUGUGUUUUUUUCUCUUUCUGUGAAUCAGUAGACUGUAAUGCACUAAUUAACACAGACGUAUACUUCCUCGUUGGAAGUAGUGGUACUGAGAAGCACAAUUAACGUUGGCAGGUUUUCACUGAACACUACAUUGUGAAACUUGAAAUGAUCCGCUACUCCUUUGUCAUUUGUUAUUUAAGUACGUUGAAAAUUUUAGCUGCUUUUAGUUUUUGUUUAGUUGAUGACGAAUUGCACUGAAAAGCUGUUUUAAAAUACUUCAAUGAAGGUAAAUGUGCAGGAAGGGGAAGUAAUUGUGUUUCUACUAGGUAAAUAUUUCAGAUAAUUAGACAAACAUAAUCUGAAGAAAAAUAAUAUCAGCUUCCAAAUGAUUGAAUUUCAGGUGAAAAGUAUUCACCUCCCACCUUGUGUCAUGAAUUUUUAUGAAAACAUUUUUUAUGACGAGUUGAACAACCAGUUCUCAUGAUUAGAGGUGAGAACAGACUCAGGUUAGUUCAUACCGUUCUUCUUUUUAAUAAAUAAAAUUCUCAGUUAAAUUCUGCUUUAUCUUUUGAUUCAGAUUGUCUGUGAUCUGAAGAUAGUUUUAUCUGAAAUAGGCUGGUCACUGAUCUUUAAAAAGCCUGGCCUCCCUACAAUGAAGCAUCAAAGCUGUUAAAAUUGCCAAAUUGCGAUUAUCAUUAACAAAGCAUGUGUAGCUGUGACCUGGUGGGCGUGUCUGUCUGUCUGUCUGUCUGUCUGUCUGUCUGUCUGUCUGUCUGUCUGUCUGUCUCUCCUCCCUCAUGGGACAGCUGAACGGGACAGUAGCUGAUUUUCAGACCGUUAAUUACUUCGUCACGUAAGUAUUGGCCCAACAUGAUCUUAAAAUUAAGGAAAUCAAGGCCAAUUUUAUGACCAGGCAAAUUAUCAGUGCACCACUGAUCUGAAACAUUCAAACAAAAAUGGAUCCAAUUUAUGAAGAGGCAAAAUAAGAAGUUUUUAUAGACAAAAACAUAUUGAACCUUUUGUUUUACCUUUGCCAGAAGUUCAUUUGUGAAGAAGCAAAACGACCAAAUGAAUUUUGAUAUGAUCAGAGAAUAUAAUGCAUAUGGCUGAAUUCCUUGCUGUAGCAGUUUAAUGACUGUAGUUUCUGUUGGCUCAUCUGACAUAUGAAUGUACAACAACACUACUCCUUUAAUCACUCAUCUCUAGUUUUAGAGAGACGAGCUGCAGUUGCAGCUCAGCUAGAGCUGCAGUGUUUGCCUUAUAAUCUGUUUCCAUGCCUAUUUCUCUUUUAUCUUUUGAUGCUUUGAAGCAAAUGUAAACUUGUUGAACAAACUUUACUGUUAAUGUAAAAUUCACUUCCCAUAUGCUGUAGGGCAAUUAUUUUAAUAUAUGCAAAAGAACCAAAUACUUUUUAUACAAAAAAUGUCAUUUAUAUUGAAUAAAUUCUUUUCAUACA
This is a messenger RNA of Poeciliopsis prolifica (blackstripe livebearer), 4726 nucleotides long. It is a transcript of the gene slc19a2, whose product is annotated as solute carrier family 19 member 2. The record is from RefSeq and is a predicted model, not a curated record. Gene Ontology annotation, molecular function: vitamin transmembrane transporter activity. Bases 104 to 1489 code for a protein of 461 amino acids. The transcript is spliced from 6 exons. NCBI's taxonomy places the organism in Eukaryota, Metazoa, Chordata, Actinopteri, Cyprinodontiformes, Poeciliidae. Gene Ontology annotation, cellular component: plasma membrane. Gene Ontology annotation, biological process: transmembrane transport; vitamin transport.